CCUCACCUUGGUUUUGUCCCUCUCAGACCCAGCUCAUUGCCCUCACGCUCUGCAAUUUUCCUAGUUUGAGACACAGCCAGUCGCUCCCUACCUAUAACUCCUAACCCAUUAUAAUCUACUUCAAACCCACCACUCUUUUCUGUAUAAAAUUUUCUGUGCAGUACCAACACGUAAACUCUUUGCUCUACAACACUCCAGCAGUGUUGCUCACUUUGCAUUGUACAACGACUGCAUCAAUAAUCUUUUUUGACUGACUAAAACGUUACUAGCCAAUGCUGAGCCUAUGAGAAAGAACAGCUUUGCUUCUGAUCAGAUCACUUCUGGGAGAACAUAGAGUUCUUUUUCCACAACCCAGAUCCUUCACAUUCUCUUGUUGCACCCCAGGCUCUGAGAUCUGGUGGUAAAAGCAGUGCAGCACAGCAAACGUGUGCUGGUCAGCAAGUAAAGCAUUGGUCUCCAAAAGACCAUUGGAAAGCCAGGUGUGCUGCAGGGUAUGCUGGCAUGUGACUGCGCACGUCGCUCAUCCCAACGAGCUACAGAUUGUAAGUCAACCAGUGAAGACAAUUCAGUAUUUGUAUGCAUUAAUAGAGACAGGGAAGGCUUGUUGUCUAUAAAUAAGAUGCUUUGAUUCACUCCUCCAUAAAUAGAAUCAAUUAAUUCAUGAGAGCCAUUCUGAUACAAUUUUACGACAGGAUUGAAAGCCAUCUCUAUUGAUCUCUUCAAAUCGAUUGUGCUGUUCAACACCAAUUGGUACAAAGCAUCAUUUGGUCAUCUUUAUGACUCUCCUACAUCGGUGCACUCAGAAUGUCAUUCUGUAUCAUUUCACAUCUGCUGAAUUGAGCUAAUAUCCCAUCUGCCUCAGUGAUAAUGUUAUGAGCUCAAACUCAGAUUAUGAUAAUCAACAACCCACUCAUUUCUGAUCAGAGAGCUAGCUGAGGGAUUAGACUAUUUUUUAAAGCUUACAAAGGUUCAUUCUCUACUAAACAUCGGGUUUUGCAGAAAGAAAAGUAACUCUUCGCUUCAGGAAAAAUCAUUUUUUGGCACCGCAGAAUUUGCUUUCAGGGUUCCAUGUCGCACCGCCUUCCACUUGCUGUCGAAGAGCAGACAGAAUUGGCUGGGAAGUCUUUUUGCUUCCACGGGCAUCUGCCCAUCUAAGCGCUCAGCACUCAGAAGAUCUUGCUUUUCUCCAAGUCAGUCAUAUAAAAUCCUAAGAAAAUGAGCAUCUUCUGUGCGUCCGUCACAAGGAUGAAUGCAUCCCUCCAGAGACAGUCCAACAUCUCCUCAGAUUUGGAAGUUUCUUCAUAUUAUCUGCUGGAGGAAUGGACUCUCAACACAUCAGAUACAAACGUGAAGAUGUUUUUAAUCCCUCCCAUCGUCUGCCUCGUGGCAGGUGUCCUCGUCAUUCCUUCCAUCUUGUUUGUGAUCUUCUCUAGGUUCAACAUCCGCCAGGAGACAAGGUACAUGCUGCUGGGGAACGCUCUGCUGUGCGACCUGCUCUACCUUUUGCUCUACACCCUGUCAGCUGCUCUCAGUGCAGCACGUGUAGUUCUCCCAAAGGAAGCCUGCAUUCUCCAGCUGUUUUCACUGGCCGUGGCUUACUGUGGAGGAUUGUUCACGGCUGCUGCGAUGGUUUUGGACACGUACAUAGCUAUUCUGUUUCCUCUGCGCUACACUGCUAUUCUGCCAUCUUCGCGAGCAAGGAAAGUGAUUGCAUUGCUAUGGGUCUGUUCUGGGGCUUUCCCUGGGGUUUUGUUCCUGGUGCUAUCCAGCACUCACAGCUUUGUGCCCUGCGUCCUGGAGAUGUGCGCCAUCCCGGUCAUAAUAUUGCUAAUUCUGAGCGGGACCAACACAGUGAAACUCAGUUUCUGGAUGUCUGCUAUGGCUAUCUUUCUCUUCCUGUUCCUAAUAUUCUGCUGCUACGGUGUUCUUUAUUUUAAAACCAGGCGAUCAGGUAUAUGGGAGAGCAUCUGCUCCAGAGCCAGUGUGACAUUCUUAAUGCACAACACUGUGUUCUUCUUUUAUUUCUCUCCACUCCUGGUUCUGUUCGUGGAAUCAUUCUUGUACGUUAACAUUGUCAUUGGACUGCAGACAUCAAUUUGGAUCUCUCUGACGAUCUGUAACGUCCUGAUGAUUUUGCCUAAAGUUUUGUUCCCCUUUCUGUACGGGCUUCGGUACAGAGAGAUCUCGGCAUCUCUCAGAUCCCUUGUCAGAAUUAAGCCUCUUCACCUGGUGUCACCUGCUCCAUUGCCUCCAUCCUGA
This is a messenger RNA of Tympanuchus pallidicinctus (lesser prairie-chicken), 2259 nucleotides long. RefSeq names its product G protein-coupled receptor 148 (gene GPR148). The record is from RefSeq and is a predicted model, not a curated record. The transcript has a single exon. Gene Ontology annotation, molecular function: G protein-coupled receptor activity. Gene Ontology annotation, biological process: G protein-coupled receptor signaling pathway. Gene Ontology annotation, cellular component: membrane. The coding region runs from base 1216 to 2259 and encodes 347 amino acids. Lineage: Eukaryota; Metazoa; Chordata; Aves; Galliformes; Phasianidae.